AUGGAAAAAUUUUUAAUUAAACGCGCAAGUACAAGUGCAAGUGCAAGUGAAAAUAAAAAACGUAAACUGUCGGAAACAAUAACGGACCAGCCUAUCAACGAGGAAUUGGAAGAAAAAAAAACUUUAAAUGUUGAGAACCAAAAAAAAGAACGUAAAUAUCAAGAUCAGUAUAUACAAUUUGGAUUUACUUUUAUUGAAGAAAAAGGUAAGCAUCGUCCUAAGUGUGUUAUAUGUUUAGAAAUAUUGGCUUCCGAAAGUAUGAAACCCUCUAAACUUAAACGACAUUUAGAAACGAAACAUCCGCAAUAUAGUAAUAAAGAUGAACAAUUUUUUAAAAGACAUGAAAAUGCAUUAAAGGUUCAAAAAAAAGUUAUAAAUAAAUUUUCUACAGUUUCACAAAAAGCUUUAGUUGCAUCAUUCGAGGUUUCAUACUUAAUAGCAAAAACAAAAAAACCGCAUUCGAUUGGCGAAUCUCUUGUCUUGCCAGCUGCUAUAAAAAUUGUAACGGCUAUGCACGGUGAGGCAUAUGCAAAUGAUUUAAAAUCAAUUCCAUUAUCUGAUAAUACUGUAUCACGUCGGAUUUCAAACAUAUCUGAUGAUAUAUUAAAACAACUUUUAAAUAGAUUGCGAAGUAAUUAUUUUGCAAUGCAACUGGACGAAUCUACAGAUAUCUCUAACUUUUCUCAACUUCUUGUCUAUGUCAGGUAUAUUUACAAAGAAGACAUUUUAGAAGACUUUUUAUUUUGUCAAACUUUAAAUGGCAGGACCACUGGUAAUGACAUAUUUACCCUUAUUAAUGCAUUUUUUGAAAAUAAUGAAAUUUCGUGGUCAAUGUGUAAGCCCAUUUGUACAGAUGGGGUAGCAGCACUUACUGGAUCAAAGAAAGGUUUUAGAGCUAAAGUUAACGAAAUUUCACCAAAUAUACUAUUUACUCAUUGUAUGAUUCAUAGGGAAGCUUUAGCAUCUAAAAAACUUGAACCAUUUGUCAACGAAGUACUACAAGAUGCUAUACGUGUAAUUAACUUUAUAAAAUCAAAAUCAUUAAAUUCUAGAUUAUUUACGAUACUAUGUAAUGAAAUGGGAUCUGAUCAUACAAAACUACUACUUCAUACUGAAGUUAGGUGGUUAUCCCGUGGUAAAAUAUUAUUAAGAAUUGUUGAGCUUAAAGAUGAAAUACGAAUAUUUCUCCUUGAACAUAAAAAUACACUCGCAGAACACUUCUUAAAUGAAGAAUGGUUAGCAAUUUUAAGUUACCUUGCCGAUAUUUUUGAAAAAUUAAAUAAUUUAAAUUUAAGUCUUCAAGAAUUUAUUGCUGACAAUGAAAUAUUUGAUAUUAAAAAAAUAAAAGACAUAAUAUUACUUCAUCUCGAAAAUUUGAAAAACCAUUUUAACACACGGUUUGAAAAGUUUCCAGAAAAAAAGUUGGGAUGGAUAAGAAAUCCAUUUUCUAUUAAUAUAAAUGAAAUGAAUUCUGAAUUAAGUUUAGUUAUGAACGAGGAAUUAAUUGAGUUAUCUGCCGAUGAAAAUCUGCGUAUAAAAUUUAAUGAAACUACAAGUGAUAAAUUUUGGAUUUCUAUAAAAUCAGAAUACCCAGAAUUGUCCAAAGUAGCUGUAUCAACACUUCUGCCAUUUGCAACCACUUACCUUUGUGAAACGGCGUUUUCAGCUCUUACAGUUAUAAAAAACAAAUAUCGGACAAAAUUAAACUUAGAAUCAGAUCUAAGAGUUGCAGUCUCUAAUAUAAAACCUAAUAUGGAAACAAUCAUUUCAAAAGCUCAAGCUCAAGUAUCCCAUUAA
Macrosiphum euphorbiae (potato aphid) is the source of this 1797-nucleotide messenger RNA. Lineage: Eukaryota; Metazoa; Arthropoda; Insecta; Hemiptera; Aphididae. The record is from the annotation of a GenBank genome assembly.